Messenger RNA from Procambarus clarkii (red swamp crayfish), 2599 nucleotides. Its product is annotated as zinc finger protein 665. Gene Ontology annotation, molecular function: RNA polymerase II transcription regulatory region sequence-specific DNA binding; DNA-binding transcription factor activity, RNA polymerase II-specific. Gene Ontology annotation, cellular component: nucleus. NCBI's taxonomy places the organism in Eukaryota, Metazoa, Arthropoda, Malacostraca, Decapoda, Cambaridae. Gene Ontology annotation, biological process: regulation of transcription by RNA polymerase II. The record is from RefSeq and is a predicted model, not a curated record.
UCGUAUUCCAGGGACCUGCCCGAAACGCUACGCGUACUAGUGGUUGUACAAGAAUGUAACAACUCUUGUAUAUAUCUAAAAAAAUAAAAAAAACUUCAGGCAAACUGCACCUACUAUAAAGAAGAAGUUUUCUCUUCAGGAGACGCGCCAAGCCACAACUCCAGCAGUCACCAGGAGAUAACCUUCACACAUCAAGCAUUAGACACCCUGGUAUAAUUAUCCUUCCCAGCGGCAGUGUUGUGUCUCCAGGAGACGCCCCAAGUCACAAGACAACUCCUGCAGUCAGGAGGAGAUAACCUUCACACAAACUGUAGUUAUGAAGACAACAAAACCUAAUGAGUGUCCGGAGUGUGGGAAAACAUUCAGCAGUCCAGGAAAUGUGAAGAUUCACAUGGCACUGCAUACUGGUGAUAAGCCUCAUGAGUGUCCAGAGUGUGGAAAAAGAUUCGGUCGUAGUGACCAUGUGACAACCCACAUGUUAGUGCAUACGGGUGAAAAGCCUUAUGAGUGUCCUGAGUGUGGGAAAAGAUUUAGUCUUCUUGGAAAUAUGAAGACUCACAUGUUAGUGCAUACGGGUGAAAAACCUCAUGAGUGUCCACAGUGUAUGAAAAGAUUCAGUCAUGUUGGAAGUCUGAAGGCUCACAUUAGUGUACAUAAUACUUCCUUGCUAGGGCAUUCCAGUGACAAGCCUCACGAGUGUCCGGAGUGCGGGAAAAGAUUCCGUUUACUUCGUUAUGUGAGGAAGCACAGGAUCAUGCAUAAGGGUGAUAAACCUCAUGAGUGUCCACAGUGCAGGAAGAAAUUCAGUCGGUUGAUGAAUAUGAAGAAUCACAUGAUGGUGCAUACUGGAGUCAAGCCUCACAAGUGUCUAGAGUGUGGGACAAGAUUUAGACAAUUUUCUGCUAUGAAGGUUCAUGAGAUGGUGCAUACAGGUCAGAAACCUUUUGAGUGUGCCGAGUGUGGGAAAAGAUUCAGAGUACGUGGCGAUAUAAUAAGACACAUGUUAGUGCAUUCUGAUGAGAAGCCUCAUGAGUGUCCAGAUUGUGGGAAAAGAUUCAAAAAGCUGAUAUCUGUGAAGGCGCACAGGCUUGUGCAUAUUGGGAAUAAAACUCACGAGUUUUUAGGGUUUGGGAAAAUGUUCAGCCUUCGAGAUGUGAAGAUACACAGGACGGUGCAUACAGGUGAUAAACCUCAUAUGUGUUCAGAGUGUGGGAAAGGAUUCAGUCACCGUGUAUCUAUGAAGAGGCACAAACUCCUGCACACAAGAGAUAAUACACACCAGUGUCCAGAGUGUGGGAAAAGAUUUAGUCAUCUUGAUACCAUGAAGUCCCACAGAAUGGAGCAUAUUGGUAAUAAUCCUCAGCAGUGUGCUGAGUGAGGUAGAGAAAAAGUGAUUCAUCUUGAAGAUUUGAAGACACACUGGAAGGUGCAUAGGGAUUAUAAGCUUCAUGUGUGUACUGAAUGUGAGAACAUAUUUAUGCUUCAUAAACAUAUGAGAAGAAGCUGGAUGUACUUCAUAGACCAAUUACACACCAUGGAAGUUGCAAUAGUAAAAAGUCUUGCAAAUGUAUCUAAAUAAAUAAAUUUUUUUUGCCAAGAUAAUUCAAGGUUUUGAACAUUUUUAGUAUACAGUAUUUAUUUUAAUAAUUCUUUCAAUUUAGAGUCUUGUAAGAAAUUUAUUUAUGAUAAAUCUAUUUUAUUGAAUUGAAUAAUACAAAUUUAUAUAUAUUGAGGAAUUAUAUACAGUACAUCAGUAUUCUUGUUCCAGCUAAUUGUUUACUUUUCCAAUUUUUACUACUUAUGAUUUGGAAAUAUAUGAGUGAUAUUUUGUGUUAUUAUGCUUCUUGGUUAACUAUAAUCUAUCAUUGUCUCUCAGUAGAAUUAUUGGUGAAUCCGAUACCUUGAUGUCGCAUUCCUUAUGGCCUUUUGUUUUCUUGUUGGCCUCUUUCAGUGUUAUUUAGUGCCUUUUGAAUAUUCCUGGCUUGGUUUCUUCUUUUGACAAUUACUUAUAACCUAUCCUUCAAAAAUGAUAGUACAUGUACUAUGGAUGGAUUUACAAAAUAUGAGCUAUUGUACUCUCCAAAUCUCAUAUUUUGUACUAUUAGAAUUCUAAAUAGCAUAACGUCAAGUGAAAUAGACUAACUAUAAACCAAACAUUACCUAUCACAGGCCUAACAUUUGCAAUCUUAGAUCAAAUUUAGUAUAUACAGUACAUGUACUAUACAAGACCUUGGAAAAUAUAGGUCUGAUCAGGAAAAUAUAGGUCUAAGACCUUGGAAAAUAUAGGAAAAUAUUGAUAUAAACCUAUACAGUGACACCUUGGCUUACAAAUGCCCCUCUUUAUGAACUUUUUGGGCUAUAAGCCCAAUUUCUUCGUAAAGUCUGAAUCGGGUAAUGAACAUUGCCUCGGGUAUCGUAGUUUGCUGAUAGGCGUAUGGCUGAUCUAGCGGGUGGUGGCACAGCAACCACGCCCCAGUUUACCAGUGUCUCCCGCCUAGUGACAAUCGCGCCUGAAUUCUUUGUAAAGAAUUUCAGUGUUUUUCGGAUUUUUUUUAUAUUUGAACAUAAAAGUAAUUAUUAUAUAUAUCUCGCCAUGGGU